Melanotaenia boesemani (Boeseman's rainbowfish) is the source of this 1149-nucleotide messenger RNA. It is a transcript of the gene pgam2, whose product is annotated as phosphoglycerate mutase 2 (muscle). Bases 93 to 860 code for a protein of 255 amino acids. The transcript has 3 exons. Gene Ontology annotation, molecular function: intramolecular phosphotransferase activity. The record is from RefSeq and is a predicted model, not a curated record. Gene Ontology annotation, biological process: glycolytic process. Lineage: Eukaryota; Metazoa; Chordata; Actinopteri; Atheriniformes; Melanotaeniidae.
CUGUUGGUCAGCUGGUGUGUGUGUGAGCAGCUGCAAAGGGCUGAGGGCUCUGUGUCUGGUUUAAGUUAAACUAAGGAGAAACUCUGUUGAACAUGGCUGGUGUCCACCGUUUGGUUAUUGUCCGCCAUGGAGAGAGCUCCUGGAACCAGGAGAAUCGCUUCUGUGGCUGGUUCGAUGCUGACCUCAGUGAAAAGGGUUUGGGGGAGGCCAAGCGUGGAGCCCAGGCUAUCAAGGAGGCAGGCAUGAAGUUUGAUGUGUGCUACACCUCCGUGUUGAAGCGUGCUAUCAAGACUCUGUGGACCAUCAUGGAAGGCACAGACCAGAUGUGGCUGCCUGUGAUUCGUACUUGGCGUCUGAAUGAGCGCCACUACGGAGGCCUCACAGGACUAAACAAAGCAGAGACCGCUGAGAAACACGGUGAGGAGCAGGUGAAGAUCUGGCGUCGUUCCUUUGACAUCCCACCUCCACCAAUGGAUAAGGACCACCCUUACCACAAAAUCAUCAGUGAGUCUCGGCGCUACAAGGACUUGAAGCCCGGUGAGCUGCCCACAUGUGAGUCACUGAAGGACACCAUUGCCCGUGCCCUGCCUUUCUGGAAUGACGUCAUUGCACCUCAAAUCAAAGCAGGGAAGAAUGUUAUCAUUGCUGCCCAUGGCAACAGCCUCCGUGGCAUCGUCAAGCACUUAGAGGGCAUGUCUGAUGCAGCCAUCAUGGAGUUGAACCUUCCCACAGGAAUCCCAAUCGUGUAUGAGCUGGAUGCGGACCUCAAGCCCGUCAAGCCCAUGUCUUUCCUCGGUGAUGAGGAAACCGUGAAGAAGGCCAUGGAGGCUGUGGCUGCCCAGGGCAAAGCCAAGAAGUAAACCUGCCUUCAAGGCUCCAUGAGGCAGAAAAAGAGACUUUUACCCCAUUUUUCCUAUUUGUCCAUCCUCAUAGUCCAUUCCAACUGGGGAAAUGAUUAAUGGUUCAUUUGGAGAAGCCUAUUAACCUUCAGUUUGAUUCAGUGACUAAAAGAUGGGACAACUUGUCAAUUCGAGCAGAUAGCAGAGCCCCAUAUUUCACAUAUCUCAGCAACUUUGAAAUGUGGUCAAGCCCUUUUUUGUAGCACUCACCACCCUGGCACAACAAAUAAAGAAGUCAUGUUUUUAUGUA